GGAAUAUAGAUAGAACAAACAAAAAUACAAAGCCGUAUACAAUUAAUAACUUUUAAUUAAAUUUUAGUUAAUGUGUUUCUUAAAGUUGAAAAAAGUUGUUUUAAUGCUUUGAGUGACAUAGAAAUAAAGAAUGCCUAAAUAUUAUUGCGAUUAUUGUGAUACAUAUUUGACUCACGACUCUCCAAGUGUGAGAAAAACACAUUGCACUGGACGAAAGCAUAGAGAUAAUGUUAAAUUUUAUUAUCAGAAAUGGAUGGAAGAACAGGCACAGCAUUUAAUUGACGCUACAACUGCAGCUUUUAAAGCAGGGAAAAUCACUCAAAAUCCCUUUGGAGUUAUGCCUCCGCCAAAAGGGGUUGCAAUUCCUCCACCAUCUAACUUAGGAGCGCCACCACCAAGACCAGGGAUGGUGCCGCCACAGGUUCCGCCAAUGAUGAUGGGACCCCACGGCCCAAUACCUCCACCGAUGUUGAUGCGACCUCCACCAAUGAUGGGACCCAUGGGCCCUAUGUUGGGGCCCCCACCACCUUUAAGACAACCUAUUGGCAAUCCUCCUCCAAUGAAAUAAAGUAUUCAGACUUUUAUUUAUGUAUAACGUUUUCUUUAUAAACAAUAUAGAAAAUUAUA
Molecule: messenger RNA, 627 nt
Organism: Condylostylus longicornis
Lineage: Eukaryota; Metazoa; Arthropoda; Insecta; Diptera; Dolichopodidae
Gene: snRNP-U1-C
Product: U1 small nuclear ribonucleoprotein C
Exons: 2
Coding region: 131-568 (145 amino acids)
Biological process (GO): mRNA splicing, via spliceosome; spliceosomal snRNP assembly; mRNA 5'-splice site recognition
Cellular component (GO): U1 snRNP; nucleus
Molecular function (GO): zinc ion binding; pre-mRNA 5'-splice site binding
Source: RefSeq, a predicted model, not a curated record